This is a messenger RNA of Seminavis robusta, 444 nucleotides long. NCBI's taxonomy places the organism in Eukaryota, Bacillariophyta, Bacillariophyceae, Naviculales, Naviculaceae. The record is from the annotation of a GenBank genome assembly.
AUGACGACAGUGUACACCUGCUUGAUCUCAUUGGCUCAGGUGGUCUCCAAUCAAGAAGUGGACUUCCACCCAGUGACCAAAGGAUUUCCACAUCAUGCGAAAACAUGCCACGAAAUCUCAGCAAACGGUUCCCUCACAAUUUUGCAUCUUCCAAAAACUAUGAUUAGUCCUUCACCAACCUCUGCUCGUCUUCACAAUGGUGGAAACCGCGACGCGGCAAGCGCCUCUCUCCCUCCUUCACCUGAUAACCUCACUUUGAUCUACCUCAUGGGCAACGGAGUAAGGAACAGUUCUCGUGAUUCUCCACAGCACAACCGCGGAGGACAGAAUGGCCAUCGAACCGUGUCAACGCAGGAGAAGCAACAGCUCAGCAUGAACAUGAUUGAAACAGUUCUCUCCAUUAUGGAUGACUCGAUCAUCGACGACAUGUCCCAUUCUGAAUGA